AAAUUUUAUGAAUUUAUUACAGAACCCGAAAUUAAGAAAUAAAGGUCAAAGCUUCUCAAAGAAGGCGGGGAGUCGGGGAUUUUGCAGAAAACCCAUAUAUAAAUCAAACCAGAAACAAAAAAAAAAGAAUAAAUAAAAAACUUGCCUGCUGCCAUUCUUCUUCUGUAAGAAUCGUACUUUAAUCUGCUUUGACAGCGUCGCCUACUGGUUUUGAUUCCAUGGAUAUUGAUCCCGACGACAUUUUUCGCGACGACGAGGACCCAGAUAAUGAGUUCUAUCAGGAGAAAGAUGCUACAAAGGAGUUGCUGGUAUAUUUGGUCGAUGCUUCCCCCAAGAUGUUCUCCACCACUUGUACUUCAGAAGAAGAGAAGGAUGUCACUCACUUUCAAGUUGCUGUCCGCAGCAUUGCGCAAUCCCUGAAGACUCAAAUAAUCAAUAGGUCUUAUGAUGAAGUUGCGAUCUGCUUCUUUAAUACUAGCGAGAAGAAGAAUUUGCAGGAUUCGAAUGGUGUGUAUGUUUUUAAUGUUCCUGAACGUGAGGAUUUAGAUCGACCUACAGCUAGGCUUGUCAAAGAAUUUGACUGUAUAGAAGAAACAUUUAGUAAACGAAUUGGGAGUAAAUAUGGCAUCUUGUCUGCAAGUCGUGAUAAUUCUCUUUACAAUGCUCUUUGGGCUGCACAAGCUCUGUUACGAAAAGGGUCCGCAAAAACAGCUGACAAAAGGAUUCUAUUGUUUACGAAUGAAGAUGAUCCGUUUGGGAAUAUCAAGGGAGUGACGAAAAUGGAUAUGAUGAGAACAACACUACAGCGAGCCAAAGAUACUCAAGAUCUUGGCAUCUCAAUCGAACUCCUUCCCUUGAGUAGACCUGGUGAAGACUUCAAUAUAUCCACCUUUUAUGCUGAUUUACUUGGACUGGAAGGCAAUGAACUAGCUGAGUUUAAGGCCUUAGUAGAGGAGAGGCUUGGAGACAUGAAAGAUCAGCUAAGAAAGCGAAUGUUCAGAAAACGCAAAGUUAGAAGUAUUUACUUCAUCAUUGCUAGUGGCGUGACGAUUGUACUAAAUACCUAUGCUUUGGUGCGUCCAACUAAUCCAGGUGCUAUCACUUGGCUUGAUUCAGUCACCAAUCUUCCUAUAAAGGCUGAGAGGUCUUUCUUCUGUUCGGACACUGGUGCUUUGCUGCAGAAGCCUCCAAAACUUUUUCAGACUUAUAAGAAUGAGAAUAUCAUGUUCUCAGUUGAUGAACUUUCCGAAAUCAAGAGGGUUUCUACUGGACAUCUUCGUCUCCUAGGUUUCAAGAGCCUGAGUUGCUUAAAAGAUUAUCACAAUUUAAGGCCAGCUACCUUUGUUUUCCCAAGCGAUGAGGAAUUGGUCGGGAGUACUUGUACUUUCAUUGCUCUCCAUCGAUCCAUGUUGCGCCUGAAGCGCUUUGCUCUUGCAUUUUACGGGAGCCCCACAAAUCCUCAUUUGGUGGCUUUAGUUGCACAGGAUGAGAUAGUUAGCGCCAGUGGUCAGGUUGAGCCACCUGGAAUGCAUAUGAUAUAUCUCCCGUAUUCCGAUGAUAUCAGACCCAUUGAAGAGCUUCAUUCUGAUACGAAUCGAGCAACUGAAGACCAAAUAAAGAGUGCCUCUUCAUUAAUGAAGCGUGUCGAUCUGAAAAACUUUUCAGUUUGCCAAUUCGCAAACCCUGCAUUACAAAGACACUAUGCAGUGUUACAAGCUCUGGCGUUGGAUGAAGAUGAAAUGCCUGAUAUUAAGGAUGAAACGAUUCCGGAUGAAGAAGGCAUGGCCAGACCGGGUGUUGUGAAAGCAUUUGAAGAGUUCAAACUCUCCGUAUACGGAGAAAACUACGAACAAGAGAAUGAAUUGAUGGACACGGGGAAAACAAGCGAAGCGUCCAAGAAAAGGAAAGCAGUUGCUGAACAUGCAACGAAGGAGUACGCAAACUACGACUGGUCGGAUCUUGCCGACAAUGGAAAGUUGAAGGAGUUGACUGUGGCGGAACUUAAGAUCUACCUAUCCGUACACAACUUAACCGUCACUGGGAAAAAAGAAGCUCUGAUCAGUCGGAUUUUGACUCACAUGGGUAAAUAAAUUUCAUCGAGCGAUGUCGAACUUUUUUACCCGUUCUUCGUUAGGAGAAAGCUGUUUUGUAGUUAAAAAAGCUGCCUUCGGAACUUUUAAACUUAUGCGGCCCUUUUGAAAAUGAACAAACACGAUCGUAGUUGUGAACUAUAUAUAUUAGCUCAAUUUUGCAAACAUGAAGUGAAAUACUUCGUUAUCUUUUCGUUUU
Messenger RNA from Erythranthe guttata (spotted monkey flower), 2289 nucleotides. It is a transcript of the gene KU70, whose product is annotated as ATP-dependent DNA helicase 2 subunit Ku70-like protein. NCBI's taxonomy places the organism in Eukaryota, Viridiplantae, Streptophyta, Magnoliopsida, Lamiales, Phrymaceae. Gene Ontology annotation, cellular component: Ku70:Ku80 complex; nucleus. The record is from RefSeq and is a predicted model, not a curated record. Gene Ontology annotation, biological process: telomere maintenance; double-strand break repair via nonhomologous end joining. Gene Ontology annotation, molecular function: DNA helicase activity; damaged DNA binding; double-stranded DNA binding.